Messenger RNA from Linum trigynum, 1881 nucleotides. The record is from the annotation of a GenBank genome assembly. Lineage: Eukaryota; Viridiplantae; Streptophyta; Magnoliopsida; Malpighiales; Linaceae.
UGCUUUGAGGGUUUCCGAUCAAUCUCUGCCGCCUCCUUUACUUUUCUUUAUGGUAUCAGAGCCUCUGCUCUGACGAUUGCUCUCCGCCGGGAUGAAUCAGACGCCGCCGCAAACUCCCCCUCAGGGCAAUACUUCUGGUGGGUCUAGUGCGUUUCAGUUUGGGAGCUUCAAUAUAUCGUCAGAUCAGAGUGGCAGAGUUGAGAUCCAAUUUGGUAACCCCUACUACCUUAACCCUAAUGAGAAUCUCUCCCAAUCGAUUGUCUCUGAGGUCUUUGAUGGUACCAACUAUUCGAUGUGGAGUAGAUCUAUGCGCUUGGCUUUGAAAACAAAGCACAAAUUGGGUUUUGUUGAUGGGUCUAUCUUGGCACCCCCCACGACUGAUGAGAGGUAUUACCUCUGGGAUGGCUGCAACACUCUUGUUCUUUGCUGGAUUAUGAACUCCUUACAAAAAGAUAUUGCUCGUAGCAUGAUGAGUCAUGAAAAUGCCCGUGUUCUGGGGGAAGAGUUAUGCCGCCGCUUUGCUCAACCUAAUGCUCAGCGGAUUAUCAACAUGGAAGACGAGAUUCAAGCUUGCAAACAAGGCGAUAUGACUGUUCUUCAGUAUUACACGAAGAUCCAAGGGUUGUGGGAAGAUUAUCAAUAGUUCUCCCCCAUUGUUCCAUGUGCUUGUGCACCUGGUAACCCACUCCCUUGUGCUGCUGUUGAGGCCUUCAAGGCCAAACAUGAUACUGAUUACCUCAUUCGCUUUCUUCGUGGCCUUAACAAGGAUUAUGAGGUGGUCAAGACACAAUUGCUAAUGCGCAAACCCCUACCUACUGUGUCUGCUGCUCUUGAUGACAUUUUGCAGCAUGAACAGAAGAUUAAGGGAGACACUGCUCACUCCAAGCCUGGUCAGUCUCUAGCAUUAGUAAUGGGUCGUGAUCGACCUCGUUGUAAGCCUGAAGGGGACACUCCGAAACUUUUUUGCCGCUAUUGCAAAAUGAACAAUCAUGAGAUCAAGGAUUGUUGGCGGUUGAAUCGCAAAGAAAAGGAGAAGGAAGGUUCAUUUGCUGGUUCUGUUUCUCAUGACUCUCCUUCUUCCGACAGUAGUACUCUUUCUGAUGGUAGUGCUAGUCCAUCACUGAGUAUUCGUGGACUUUCCACUGAAGAUGUGCAGAAACUCAAACACCUCCUGCAAUAUGGCAUUGAUUCUGGUCCUGUUUCUCCUGGCUCUCCACACAUUAAUCACAAGGCAUUUUCUGUCUCUCGGUACUUACCACAGUUUCCCAAUCACUCUGGUAAGUUUAUCCUUUCUUCCUACAAUGAGAUGGAUGAUUUAGCCUUGGACAGAAUGUGGAUUUUCACUGGGGCCUCAGAUCAUGUCACAUGUAGUCUCUCCCACUUUGUUGACCACAUUCCUGUUACCAACACCUAUGUUUACUUACCUAAUAGUUCUAAGGUUCUAGUAAGUCACAUAUGUACAGUCCAACUCCCUACUGGUAUGCACUUGCAUAAUGUCCUUCUGGUUCCUAGUUUCACUUUCAAUCUUGUCUCUGUAAGUAAACUGACUAGAGAUCUCCCAGUUUCCUUACGGUUCCAUUCCACUGUUUGUGAUAUCCAGGACCAGUUGACCCAGCAGAGGAUAUUUAAAUGCUUGUUGAGGAAUAAGAAAUCUACCUAAUGGUUGGGAAGGUGAUACCAAAAUAGCAAAGUGUAUGGGAUCGGAGCCAACACAAUGAAUGAAAAGUUGAAGUUUUUCAAAUAAUUCGAGUUUUUGGGAGAAAAUUAUGAUAGAUCUUAUACCACUAUUUUACACGCUCCCUCAAGCGAAAUUCAAUUCAUGGGCUUGAAGUUUGCACAGGUUCACCAUACCUUGUGCUUUAAUCAACGGUUAAUAUUGGA